Messenger RNA from Pseudomassariella vexata, 309 nucleotides. RefSeq names its product P-loop containing nucleoside triphosphate hydrolase protein. NCBI's taxonomy places the organism in Eukaryota, Fungi, Ascomycota, Sordariomycetes, Amphisphaeriales, Pseudomassariaceae. The annotation marks the transcript as partial. Gene Ontology annotation, molecular function: ATPase-coupled transmembrane transporter activity. Gene Ontology annotation, biological process: transmembrane transport. The record is from RefSeq and is a predicted model, not a curated record. Gene Ontology annotation, cellular component: membrane. The transcript has a single exon.
UUAUCGCACGGCCAAUUCCAAUUCUUCGGCCUCUCCCAGCCUCUUCUCCUUGAAGACCGAUCUAGCAUCUUAUUAGUGGACGAAGCGACGAGUAACGUGGAUGCAAUGACAGACGAGCUCAUGCAGCGUAUCAUUAGGGAGGGGUUCACUCAGCACACUACCAUAACGAUAGCUCAUAAAUUGGAUACUAUCAGAGACUCUAAUAUUAUUCUUAUUAUGUACAAGGGUAAAGUGCUGGAGGUUGGCACUCCUGAUGAGUUGUUAGCUAAGAACGUAGAGAAGAAAGCUAUGGGUGGAGGUAAGAAGUAG